AUGUAUAACUGUCCACAACAUAUACCCCAAUGUCAGAGUCUCUGUGAUGCUUGGAAUGGUGAAUACAAAACAAAAGUGCCUUUUAAGAGCAUGUUAACCGGACUACUAUACAACAAACCUAAAGACCAUCUGAAAUUUCUUGGGGAUUGCAUAAAUGCUGCAAAAUCGACGGAAAAUAUCAAAUGGGACACGUUUCUUGGAAAGAAACCACUACCUCCAAUUUCCAAGGUCAAUGAUGGUCCCAUUAGGUCAGAAAGCUUUGGCUUCUCCGAUGAGCCAGUAAUUCCAACAUUCGAGACAGAACCAAUUUUAGAAAUGAAAUUAAAAACGAAACUUCCGUCCAUUGGACAAGACUGUGAAAACAAGAGUUCCGACCUGGAUAAUGUUGACGAAAUAAUGAUUAACAACGAUGAUGAUGUUGAAGAUUUUAUCGAAAAGGAAGCUUUUCUCCACAAGAUGGCCCUUGAGAAGGAAGCGGAUUCAUUUAAAAAUCAAACCAUCAUUUUUGUUUUAGGAGGUCCUGGCUCAGGAAAGGGAACACAAUGUGUCAGAAUUGUUGAGGCUUUUGGUCUGAUACAUUUAUCCGCCGGAGAUCUUUUAAGGCAAGAGAUUGAAAAGAAUUCUGAAAGAGCGUCAAUAAUUUCAGCUUUCAUUAAAGAUGGAAAAAUUGUUCCCCAGGAAAUAACCAUAGAACUACUGAAAGAUGCAAUGUUGAACCACCCUAAAAGUCCCGGAUUUCUUAUUGAUGGUUUUCCAAGAGAAAUAAGUCAGGGUCAACAGUUUGAGCUGGAGGUGACUCAAUGUGACUUUGUGUUGUACUUUGAAUGUUCAGAAGAUGUUAUGGAAAAGCGUUUGAUGAAACGAGCUGAGACAAGUGGACGAUCAGACGAUAAUGUUGAAACAAUUCGUAAAAGAUUUAAAACAUUUACUGAGAAAACUUUGCCAGUCAUUGAAUAUUAUAAGUCGAUUAAUAAGCUCAAAAAGAUUGACGCAGGUCGCGAUGUUGAAGAUAUUUUUAAAAAUGUUUGCGAUUUAUUUCAUUCAUCUGUAGUUCAGUUAUGUACGAAGAAAAGCAACGAUGAGCUAAAACCAGCCAGUCAAGCAACAGGUACAUCACAUCGAAGUUUAAAUAAUCAGAAGAUAAUCUUUGUUCUAGGCGGUCCUGGAUCAGGUAAAGGCACUCAAUGUGCGAUGAUUGUGGAUAAAUAUGGAUACACUCAUCUUUCAACUGGUGAUUUGCUGCGAAGGGAAGUUAAGAAAGAUACAGAAAGGGCAAAAAUGAUGAAAGAAGUCAUGAAUGAGGGAAAAUUAGUGCCACAGGAAAUUAUUGUUGAACUAUUGAGAGACGCGAUGCACGAUAAUAGCCAAAGCCCUGGAUUUCUUAUUGAUGGUUUUCCUAGAGAAAUUGGACAAGCGAAGCAGUUUGAAAGCGAGAUUGCAGAAUGUAACAAAGUGGUGUUCUUUGAGUGUUCGGAGGCUGUUUUGGAGGAAAGAUUGCUAAAACGAGGUGAGGCCAGCGGGCGGUCAGAUGACAAUUCUGAGACAAUAAAGAAACGGUUUAAAACUUAUAUGGAGAAGACAUUACCCGUUAUUGAAUAUUAUCAGAUGCUUGGAAAAGUUGAAAAGAUAGACGCAACUGGCUGCGUUGACGAUGUUUUUCAAACAGUGUGUACGCGAUUUGACAAUAUAACAGGAUUAGAGAAAGUGUCAGAUUCUGUUGAUACCAAUCUGGCAGACUUUGCGCAUGCUCAUGACGAAAACAAAUCAUCAUAUGAAACUCAUGCAAAUGGGACUAAGAAAAUUCUUGUGGAAGAGCCUUUCAUUGCCAUGGAAGAAGCGGUUCCAUUGGGAGAUUUAAAAACAACCUUACCUCCAGAAAAUGAUUUUGACAAAGUUCGCAUUAUAUUCGUCAUAGGUGGUCCAGGGUGUGGAAAAGGUACGCAAUGCUCAAAAAUUGUGAGCAACUAUGGUUAUGUACAUUUAUCAACUGGGGAUUUACUUCGGUCAGAGAUAUCAUCGGGCUCGUCCAGAGGUGAAAAUUUGAGCGCGAUUAUGGAACGCGGGGAACUGGUACCAAUGGAAAUAAUGUUGGAAAUUCUUCGGGAUGCGAUCAUUAAAAAACCGAACAGGAAAGGAUUUCUGAUUGAUGGCUUUCCUCGAGACAAAGAACAGGCAGUUCUGUUAGAGAGAGAGAUUACGUCAUGCGAGUGUGUGCUUUACUUUGAAUGUUCAUCAGAGACGAUGACAACAAGAUUAUUAAAGCGAUCGGAAACAAGCGGUCGUGUGGACGAUAAUGAAGAAACAAUCAAGAAACGGUUGGAAAUCUUCUACUCGAAAACCAUACCAGUUGUUCAAUAUUUUGAAGAAAAGGGAAUACUACACAAGAUUAAAGCAGAAGAAGAUCCUGAUGAGAUCUUUGAUAAAGUGAAAGAAAUCAUUAAUGCCUUUCCACCACUCGAAUGAGAAAUCUUAUGCAAGUUUCGUCUUCAGUUGAAUCUUUUGAUCAAUGAAUUGAUAAAAGUGUCCGGCAUCCUCUGACACACGAUUGGCUGCUUUCUGAGCCAAUGAACGUAAAGGAAAGUACUGCAUAUUGAUCUCAUGUAUUCCGUCUGCCAAUCUUGUUGCUUCCCUUUCACAGAGUGGCGUAAGUAACGAUGAAAUUACUUUCUUUUUUUGUGGUUCAUCUUCUCCGUAGAUGAAACGUUUGCGUUUUUGGUUGGACAUUUCACUAUCAUUAUCUAAUGCUUGCCUCCUCGGAUCGUUUAUUUCAUUGUUCUCAUCAGUAUUAGUGACAGUGGGUGUAUUUUUACGUUGCACGUCGACAUGGUGAUUAUUCUGUAAGGAAAUACCAUUUGUAACCAUAGAAUUGUUGUAGUAUGACCUUGUUGAAGUUGAUAUGAUCUGUGAACUUGAA
Messenger RNA from Xenia sp. Carnegie-2017, 2914 nucleotides. RefSeq names its product adenylate kinase isoenzyme 5-like. The record is from RefSeq and is a predicted model, not a curated record. Gene Ontology annotation, molecular function: AMP kinase activity; ATP binding. The transcript is spliced from 17 exons. Bases 1 to 2463 code for a protein of 820 amino acids. Gene Ontology annotation, cellular component: cytosol; cytoplasm. NCBI's taxonomy places the organism in Eukaryota, Metazoa, Cnidaria, Anthozoa, Malacalcyonacea, Xeniidae. Gene Ontology annotation, biological process: nucleoside triphosphate biosynthetic process; 'de novo' pyrimidine nucleobase biosynthetic process; pyrimidine nucleotide biosynthetic process.